AUGAAGCUCGUCGCCCUCGUCACCCUCCUCACCUUGGCGGGUCAUGCCGCAGCUGCGCCGGCGCCCUUCGCCGACGUCCCGGGCGUGCAGCAGAGAGAUGUCGAGGCGCCCAACGACGCGCUGGACGCUGCCGAAAGGUACCUCCGCGAGGCCCUCGCCACCCUCUCGGGCAGCGACAGCGACCACGAAGAGCGCAGCACCCUUGCUCAGAAGCGCGGCAAAUCCAUUUCUCAGGACCAGUUGGACCGCCUUGCCGCGCUUGCCACUGUCGAAGAGUACCUCCGCGACGCGCUCGCGACGAUCGAGAGCCGCGAUGCCACGGGCCAGGGGCAGGGCCGGGAGGCGCGCGGCGUCUCCCCUCGGAAGACGGUCCAAGAGAUGGUAGAGGAAAUCGCCAACAUCAUCAAGGCGAACAAAGGUAACCCCUGGGCUGGAACUGGUGGAACCGGGGCCUCCGGUGGCUCCGGUGGCAGCAAGGGCUGGUAG
Vanrija pseudolonga is the source of this 486-nucleotide messenger RNA. RefSeq lists its product as uncharacterized. NCBI's taxonomy places the organism in Eukaryota, Fungi, Basidiomycota, Tremellomycetes, Trichosporonales, Trichosporonaceae. The record is from RefSeq and is a predicted model, not a curated record. The transcript is spliced from 2 exons. The coding region runs from base 1 to 486 and encodes 161 amino acids.